AUGGAUUGUGACCCUGGAUCAUCUUCGUCUCCUCCGCCGAACCCGAACCUGUACGAUGGAGAAGUCUUGUGGACCAUCAACAACGCACCUACAAUAACAUACUUCAAACGAGGCGACACGAACCGGCCGCUAUGCGUGUUGAUACCAGGAGCCGCUCAUCUCGCUCGAAUCUUCUACGGCGGACACAAGAGCCACGAUCCUCGAGACUUUCUGGCCCACUGGCUUGUCACGAACCCGACAUCAAACCCCAAGUCAGGCAGUAGCAAGCUGGACUCCAUGACGGAAGGUGAAGCAGGCUACAACAUCCUUGCAAUCUCCUACCCACUUGAAACAACCCCUCCCCUUAUGCCAUCCACACGGCCGGACUUCACGGUGCGCGAAUGGGGUGUGCAAGCAGCCGAAGCGACCAAGCGUGUCAUGGACCGCGAAAGACUAUCCUGUGACGUCGGGGUGAUUCUACUGGUCUGGAGCAUGGCUGGCAAAAUCAUUGCUCCGUUCGAUCAGGCCGCAAGGGCACGUGGAUUCGAUGUACGGCUGGUUGUGUCGUUAAACUCCACGCCGCCCUUGCGCGGGCUCAGGGGGAACCCGCCGCGGCCGGCUGUGAGCCAGGCCGGUUAUGUCCAUGGUGGACAUGUCUCGGAUGAGUAUUUUCUCCGACAGCUUCGUGAGCAGCGUGCCAUCAAUUCUUGUGCCAGUACCAGCACGAGCGGCUCAGAAAGUGUCGACGGUGGGAAGAACAGCAAUAACGACUCCAAGAGCGGGAAUAGUGGCAACAGUGACAAUACCAACGGCAGUGGCAGCAUCAUCGUCCCCGACGACAUCUUCAUCAAGGAAUAUACCGGAAACUUUCCCGUCGGUCUGGCCGCAUGGGGUCUACGAUGGUCUCGACAGGAUCAAGAUGGCACAACUAUCAACAAUGGCAAUAGCACCGUCCACAGCAGCAGUAAUGGGGGCAAAAUGAUCGAUGACCCUCAUGCCGGCUACGAAGUCUUCGAUGAAACCACAAUCAAGGACCUUCCGCCCAUGUGUGCCCUGUAUGGCGACAGUCCCGCCGACCUUCGGCACUCGGCAGGCGAUCGGUCCAUGUGGGCGUUUCUCAUAUCACACAAUCUUAUGGGCGGGAUCAAUGCCAAGGAGAGCCGGUUUCUCGCGGAGAAUCCAGAGGUAGGAAAAAGGGUGAUCAAGUUGAUCCACGCCGCACCGGAUAGAUUAUGUGCUGAAGUAGAAGGGGGUCAUCAUUUCUUCUUGGGGGAGAAGGGCGCUAAGAGGACUGCGACCUGGGUGAUAGAGAUGGAAAAAAGGAUGCAGGAAGUGAAGCGGGAGUUGGAUAUUCUCCUGGGACGGGAUCAAACUCGAUAG
This is a messenger RNA of Exophiala dermatitidis NIH/UT8656, 1359 nucleotides long. RefSeq lists its product as uncharacterized. NCBI's taxonomy places the organism in Eukaryota, Fungi, Ascomycota, Eurotiomycetes, Chaetothyriales, Herpotrichiellaceae. The record is from RefSeq and is a predicted model, not a curated record. The coding region runs from base 1 to 1359 and encodes 452 amino acids. The transcript has a single exon.